Caenorhabditis sp. 36 PRJEB53466 is the source of this 2214-nucleotide messenger RNA. NCBI's taxonomy places the organism in Eukaryota, Metazoa, Nematoda, Chromadorea, Rhabditida, Rhabditidae. The record is from the annotation of a GenBank genome assembly.
AUGUCUCUACGUUGUGAGCUUGGACUCGCAACGCGCGCAGUCAAUGCUCUGAAGCUAAAUACGGCGAAGAUGCAGGCGGAUUGCGCGAGAAUCGACAAGGAAUCCAACGCGAAUCUCUCCAAGCUGAAAGAUUGGAUGACGGAAGAAUUGGGGAAGAUGGAGUCGAAGUUGAAAAGAGCGGAAGAAUCUCUAGCGAAACUCAGCAAAGCUGCCGAGAAACCCGAGAUUGUAAGCAAUGCAGUCGAAAUCGGAAAGUACGAGGAGAAAAGUGAAGAGAUACUCGACGCGAUCGACGAAGCCGCAGCCAUGCAGGACAAGCUAUUGGGAAAGCUACAACGCACCCAGACGCCGGAUCCCGCGCAAGGACAACAGCGAACGGACGCGCAACAAGUGGCCCCCAGAACGGACAGGCAUCAGCACCGCAACGUCAAAAUCCCAAUCUUCGCCGGUAAUAAAUGGGAGUUCCAGAGAUUCUGGGUAAUAUUCGAGGAGCUAGUCCACGGAACGGAUGAAAAGAAGAUCAUAAAAUUCACGCUCCUCCUAAAUUCACUCAAAGGAGAACCUUUGGAGCUGAUGGAUCGGUUCGAGGUAGCGGACGACAACUACGACGACGCAAUUGAACUCUUGAGAGCGAAAUACGGAGACAAAGAGUCGAUCAUUCGUGAGCUCAACGCGAGACUCAAGAAUGAAACGGCAAAAGACUCGUCCAUCAGGGAACAGAGGAAACUGAUGGAGCGGCUCCUCGUCAUCGUCAAGCAAUUAGAGAAAAACGAGGAGAUCAUGAGUACUCGAUACAUGAUCACGUUUCUCAUCGACAAAUUCACAACGAGUGUCAGAAGAGAAGUCUACAAACGGAAGAUAUCGGGCAAAGGAGAAUGGUCGACGGCGAGGAUGUUCGAAGAUUUGGAAAGCGUCAUCACGAUCGAAGAAGAACUUCAAUCAUGCAUGGGAACCAAGGACGAACAGAAGAAGGCCGGCAAACAAGAGAAGCAGACGACCGCGAGGCUCAACCCGAACAACGAAUCCGGAGAGCCAAAGAUGGCAAAAGCGGCGCCAGUGUGCAUAUUCUGCAGAUCGACAGAUCAUCAUACGAACGAGUGUGAUAAGAUAGUGUCCAACGCGGAUAAAAGAGUUAUCCUGCAAAGAGAAGAGCGGUGCCUGAACUGUCGAGGUACUGGUCACAUUCUCAAAGAAUGCAAGAGCAAAAGGAACUGCAACUUGUGUCAAGGUCGUCACAGUUCGUCAAUCUGCCCGUCAAGAGAACGAGUUGGCGGGAGCGGCUCGAGCGGAAGGCAAGGAAACAAACAGCAAUCCAGGAUGCCGCAGUCGAACCAAGCUGUCGCCACUCAUAUAGCAAGGACCGAGGACCAGGAAGAAGUUACCGAAAACGCUUCGGUAAACUUCUCAGCAGCCGAAAUGCCGGAAGAAAGAAACACGGGCUUCAUACCCGUAAUUCAAACCAAAGUUCGAAAUCCGGAGACGAAGCAAUGGUUCCCGAUAACGGUCAUGAUCGAUUCGGGAUCAACCAACACCUUCAUCAAGGAAUCAGCCGUGAAGAAAUUCAAAUUGAAGCGUCUCAGUCCAGCGUAUUUUCCGUUGCAAGUAUUCGACACUGAGCCGAAGAAGUCAAAGAAGUACGAAAGAUCCGCGGUCGAACUCGGAAGCGACAGGACCAUUCUGAUCGAUACUAUCCACGCUUCCCGCCUAACCGGAAGAAUCCAGACUCCGAGACUAUCAGAAGAAGAUAAGAAUUUCAUGAAGGAGCAGAAAAUCGAAUACAACCCGGACUCGGUGGAUAAGGGCAACGAUCGACAAGUCGGGCCCAAAUACGAUAAUCACUUUCGCCGACGCCAGCAAGGAGGCAACAGCGUAUUGCAUCUACGUGGCAAAUCGAUUCGGGACAAACCUCCUCGUGGGAAAAGCGAAGGUAAAGCCGAUCAACGAGAAAUGGACAAUCCCAAAAAUGGAAAUGCACGCGAUCAAACUAGCCAUGCUCCUCUUCGAGAAGAACAUCUGCAUCCGGUGCCUCGAGAGGACGAGUGGAAACGAGGGGAGCCACGAGUGCGCGCCAUCUACAAAGGCCUGCUAUUACUGCGCCUCGGAAGAGCACCAUUCUGCAUUCUGCGGAGAGCCACUGAACGUUGCGCCACCGGAGAGGCAGUAAGGGGCAGGGGAACGCCCUCUGCCCUGACUCCUCGUCGGCCGGGAAUGUGA